Molecule: messenger RNA, 1437 nt
Organism: Panicum virgatum (switchgrass)
Lineage: Eukaryota; Viridiplantae; Streptophyta; Magnoliopsida; Poales; Poaceae
Exons: 4
Coding region: 608-1183 (191 amino acids)
Source: RefSeq, a predicted model, not a curated record
UGCCUGCGUGCCUGAGGUGGGUGAGGAUGGAGGUCCCUUUCUUCGCGGUGCCCAUUUCCCAAACACGAUUUCAUCAGGGUUACCAUCUUGCAGCUAGCCCUGCCGGUGCCAUCACGUCCACUGUUUAGGCCAGCCUCGCUCACAUGUUCUCUGUGCAAGGGGUGGCAGCUCACCCCCUGCUCUCUUUUUGUUCUUCCACCUUUCGCUUUUGCUGCUGCCGUCCUCUUGACCCCUGCACAAUGCCUGAAUGCCACACCUUCUUCGCCAUGGCCCCAGCCGGAUCUCCUUCCAUUUAAGAAGGGUGCCACUCCAUCGCUCGUCCUCUCCAGGGGCUCGCAAGGUAGAUGAGGCACCGGAAAACAGGCUGCUCCAGGGAAGUUCUAGUGCUGCUAAAGUUAGGGAAUAGCACAAAGGGAAAUGAUGCAAGUUACUGAACGAGGGUGGAUUUGCAUUGUGAGGGUUUUGAGCGUGAGUUUCAAUCGUCUUUCUGAAACUGCCCUGGCUGGACAGAAUUGGAAGAACAAAUCGUUCCAAACACAGCGUGCGUGCAACGGUGCACGGUGUGGAGCUCCGCGGCGCAUCCCGGUAGCCGAGCCGGAGAGGAGCCAUGAGCAGCGGUUUCGCGGGGCAGCGGUCGAGGCCGUGGGUAGGGACGGUGGCGGGCGCCGGCGCCGCGUCGGAGCCCGCGGGCGACAGCAGCGUGGCCAGGGACGACGCCGUGGCGGCCUCGGCCAUGAGGGGCGCGGGCGGCGGCGCCGACGCGCCCACCAGCGCCAGCGCCAUCUCCUUCGGCUUCGCGGCCACGGCCGUCCUCGUCUCCAUGUUCCUCCUCAUGGCCAUCUUCGAGCACCUCAUCAAGCCCGGCCUGGCUUCCUCCUCCUCGUCGUCCUCCUCCCCGCGCUCCGACGACGACGGCGGCGAAGGCCGCAGCCGCGCCGUGGGCCUGCCCGCCGGCCGCCUGCACCACCACCACCGUGACGCGUCGCCGGACAAGCUCGGCCACCCGCUCAAGGUGGAGGACGAGCCCGUGGCGGCGGCGGCGGACCUGACGGUGCUGAUGCCGGGGCACCGGUACCCGACGUUCCUCGCGCAGCCGGCGCCGCUCGCGCCGUGCCCCAGGGAAGGCGUGCGCUGGCCUCCCCAUGACCACGAGCAUCAUCGCCGUUCAUUUGCUCCGCCAUGAUUCUUCUUCUCCAUGACGCUGUGUACAGAGUUGUAGUGUGUAAAAUGCAGGGCGCGUGCAGCAGAUUGGUCUGUCGGAAUGCGAAUUCGCAAGGCGAAUGCUGCGUGCUGGGCCCUACGGGUCUCUGGCAGCUUCUUUGUUCAUGUUAAUGAUGAGGCUUGGAUGGCCCAUUGCAAACGCGUCGUAACUUCAGGACAUUUCUACUGCGUUGUCGGCUGGAAAAUGGAAUGGAUUGGUUCACGCCAGUUAGCCCA